Messenger RNA from Pungitius pungitius (ninespine stickleback), 1648 nucleotides. It is a transcript of the gene sox11b, whose product is annotated as SRY-box transcription factor 11b. Bases 148 to 1137 code for a protein of 329 amino acids. The transcript has a single exon. Gene Ontology annotation, molecular function: RNA polymerase II cis-regulatory region sequence-specific DNA binding; DNA-binding transcription factor activity, RNA polymerase II-specific. Lineage: Eukaryota; Metazoa; Chordata; Actinopteri; Perciformes; Gasterosteidae. The record is from RefSeq and is a predicted model, not a curated record. Gene Ontology annotation, biological process: regulation of DNA-templated transcription; anatomical structure morphogenesis; cell differentiation.
GAGAGGGAGACGGCACGCACAUGCUCAGCCGGUUAAGAAGACGCCGGUUCGGUCGUUUCGAACAGAGCAGCGAUGCCGUCGGUGUAACGGCUCGUAGACACAACCGGCGGAAGUAAAGCGGACAGAGAGAACCGUGUGCUCCGCACCAUGGUUCUGCAGAACCAGCAUGGCGGGACCGGCGAGCCGCCGCUCACGGUCUCAGCCCGCCGCCCGGAGCCGCAGAAACCGGACGGGUGCAAGACGGCGUCCGGUCACAUCAAGCGGCCCAUGAACGCCUUCAUGGUUUGGUCCAAGGGGGAGCGCCGGAAGAUCAUGGAGCAGGCGCCGGACAUGCACAACGCCGAGAUCUCCAAGCGGCUCGGGAAGCGCUGGAAGACGCUGAAGGACACCGAGAAGAUCCCGUUCGUGCGGGAGGCGGAGCGGCUCCGGCUGCAGCACAUGGCGGACUACCCGGACUACAAGUACCGGCCCAAGAAGAAGCCCAAGGCGGACGGCUGCGCGGCGCCUCCUCCCGGGAAGCCGUGCGUUCGCUCCCCGGAGAAGACGGUGGGCCGGAAGAGGGUCUCCAAGAUGAAGGGGGCGGCGGUCCGAGCGAGCGGCACCGUCCCGGACCCCCGGUACCGGUACCUGUUGACCAGCAAGCUCGUCAAACGGGAGUUUACCGACGAGGAGGAUGACGACGAUGAUGAAGACGACUCCGAGGAGGAGGACCAGCAGGGCGCAGCGGGACCGGAGAGAACCGAGCCCACCGGGCGGCUCUUCUACAGCUUCAAGGACAUCACGCGGAGGAGCGCCGGGACACCGGCGUCCCUCUCGCCCGCGUCCUCGUCCCGCUCCUCCUCUUCGAUCUGCGGAGGAGACGACGAGGAGGAGCGGGACGGGACCGACUUCACGCUGAGCCUGCUGGCCGGCCUGCACGCGUCCUCCUCGGAGCCGUGGAGCUCCGCCGCGUGCAGCCCGCCCCCCCCGGGGGCCGUGGGCCUGUCGCUGGUGGACACGGACCUGGACUCGAGCAGCAGCUCCGGGAGCCGCGGGUCGCACUUCGACUUCCCGGACUACUGCACGCAGGAGCUCAGCGAGAUGAUCGCGGGCAGCUGGCUGGAGGCGAGCUUCUCGGACCUGGUCUUCACCUUCUGAUUCUUCUGCAAAGCUCAACCGAGUUCGUGGAUUUAAGUUUCCGUGGCUAAGCCUUGAAUGAACUGUACUGUCUGGAUGGAGCCGGAACCACAUCUUUUACGUGACUUUUUUGACUUAAGCCCCGCCCCCCGCAGGAGCCCUUUAUUUUGAUAUUCACACAACCAAACAUACCUCGUGUUUUUUAAUACUAUCAAGAAAUGCAAAUAUUUUCAGGCAUAUUUUUGUACAAACUGUUUUUGUUUCAGGCACUUCUUCUCUGCCAUGUUCGACCUGCGAGGGUUCGAAUCCCUGCCUUGCGGUUUUAAAAAACGCGUGUGCAGAACCGGAAGUGGGUCUGGUGGUCCGGGUUGUAAAUGUUGUAAGAUAAAGUUUAGCCCUUUUGUGUACAUAUGUGUGAGUGAGCGCAAACUGGAUGUUACAUUUUUUAUCACGUUUAAAUGCACACGUUUUGUUCAUUGUUUUGUGCAAUAUGCAAGAAAAAUAAAGUUUUUCUUUUUUGUAGCAAGCAGAA